Messenger RNA from Amaranthus tricolor (Joseph's coat), 2403 nucleotides. RefSeq lists its product as uncharacterized. NCBI's taxonomy places the organism in Eukaryota, Viridiplantae, Streptophyta, Magnoliopsida, Caryophyllales, Amaranthaceae. Bases 1 to 2403 code for a protein of 800 amino acids. The transcript has 2 exons. The record is from RefSeq and is a predicted model, not a curated record. Gene Ontology annotation, molecular function: nucleic acid binding. Gene Ontology annotation, biological process: DNA integration.
AUGAAGGAUCUAGAAGACAUCAUCAUCUACAAUCAAUUAACCCAACAAAAUCGUUUAUACCAGUUUUUAGCCGGAAUCAAUGAGUCAUUUGACAAAGACAGACGAGAUCUUCUUCUUUUAGACCCACUCCCAACAGUGGAGGAGGCCUAUGCUAGCAUAAGGAGGGAGGUAAUGAGACGCCACAUCAUGAAGAAAGAACCCUCAUCAGAUCUUGACUCACUGGGCACAGGUGGGACUUUCUCAGCCAAAGGGAAAACUUAUCGGAGGGAUGAUGAAAAAACUCACUUAAAAUGUACCUACUGUGGUGCUACUAGGCACACAAGAAACGAGUGCUUUAAACUCGUGGGUUACCCGGAGUGGUGGCCGGAUACCAAGAAAAGGGGAGAAAGAAGACCGGCUCAAUUUCUAGAUCGACAUCGGACGGGAAAGGCAGCCGUAGGAUGGAGCACAGAAGAUCCAGCACCAAUGGAAGAAGGGGAGAAACAAGGAGAAGCCAUGAAUGUGACAGACUCCAAGAAAAACGAGGAAGAAGGUACCAGAAGCAGAGAAGGAGGCGCCCUCACCUUAGGGUUCAGGGGAGAGGGUGAGAAAAGAGGGAGAGUCCCUCCGCCUUUUAAAGGGGAGAAAGGGUCACGUGGCUACUCUCUCCUAUGCCAAAACUUUUCGUCCUCUUUUAAUACAUUGUCUUAUUUUAAAGGGGGUUGGAUCUUUGAUUGUGGUGCCACCGAUUCAAUGUCAUAUGACCCGAGCGAUUUUUUAACUUGUGACAAACCCAUGAAAAACAUCAUUAAAACAGCUAAUGGGGAAAAAGUUGAAGUGAGCGGAGCUGGGACUAUUUCUUUUACAAAAAAUCUCACUUUAAAAAAUUGUUUAUUUGUCCCUGACCUGUCACAUAAAUUAUUGUCGGUAAGCCAGCUCACUAGAGACCUCGAUUGUACUGUUCUCAUUAAACCUGGAUGUUGUUUUGUGCAGGAUGCCCAGACAGGGAAAAUUAUUAGGCAUGGUAUUGAGAGAGGUGGAAUAUAUUACUUGGAAGAGGAGACUAAAAAAGGCAAAGCGGUUCUUGUUCGCGAAUCAGAGGAAGGACAACUAUGGACGUGGCAUCGAUGUUUAGGACAUCCAUCAGUAGGGUAUCUAGAAAAACUUUUUCCUAAUUUUGUAGGGUUGAAAUCUAAGUUUAAGUGUGAAACUUGUAUUCUUGCAAAAAGUCAUAAACACUCAUAUUCUUAUAGUUUGAAUAAAGUCGAUAUGCCUUUUAUGUUGGUUCAUUCUGAUGUGUGGGGUCCUGCUCCCGUAGUAGGCUUACAUGGGUUUUCAUACUUUGUUAUGUUUAUUGAUGAUUGCACCCGAAUGAGUUGGAUUUACUUCCUUAAACAGAAAUCUGAAGUGUUUCAUGUGUUUGUUGAAUUCUAUAAUAUGAUCUGUACCCAAUUCCAAACCCAACCCCGCAUGUUCCGAACUAAUAACGGGAAAGAAUACAUUAACUCUAACAUGCAACAAUUCUUUAAACAAAAGGGACUUAUACAUCAGACCUCUUGCCCUAAUACACCUCAAAAAAAUGGAGUGGCAAAACGAAAAAAUCGCACAUUUCUUGAGAUGACCCGUGCUAUGAUGCUUGAUUCCCAUGCUCCCACUAAUCUUUGGCCUGAAGCUAUCGCCACCGCCAACUACCUUACCAAUAGACUUCCCACAAAGAGUCUUCAAUACCAUACACCCUUAGCCACACUCCAAACCCAUUUUUCUGUACCUUCCUCACACACUCUACAUCCUCGUAUAUUUGGGUGCAUAGUUUUUGUUCAUUGUCCAGCUCGGGUACGAAACAAAUUUGAACCAAGAGCAAUCAAAUGUGUUCUUAUCGGAUAUGGGGAGAAGCAAAAUGACGAUCUCAAAUGGUUAGUCACUCCGUUGUUGUCUAACCUAGACCCAAAAGAUCAAGUAGACGAUGCUACAGAGCCACCUCACCAAGAUAUUUUGUCCACUCGUCUGCCACUCCCAAUCCUGUCUGGUCAUCAGGUGAGUCAUGCAAAUCUUGAUAGUAUUGUUCCAGAAGACACUAAUAAUGAAAAUGUGAUUAUUGACACUUUGAAUGAUGAAAAUGUGGUUGUUGACACUUUGAAUGAGGAAAUUGUCGCAGAUACAAUUGAAACAGGGAAUCAUGAUAGUCAAAGUGUUGAUAGUGAAUCAUAUGUUUUACCCCCUCAUUCCACUCGAGGAGUUCCUCCAAGGAGAUAUGAUCCAGAGUAUGAAGCAAAACGUUCGAGAUAUCCCUUUAAGAAGUCUGACACAGGAAAUUUGUCACGGAGUGCCUUAGCAUUUAAGGCAAUCCUAGAUGCAACCAAAAGCUCGACCACGGUCGAAGAAGCCCUAACUUCCACUCACUGGAGAAAAGCUUUGGAGGAAUAG